AUGAAUCGUCGCCUCGACGAGGUCGAUUCGAAAGUUCAUCGCGCCACCAGCUCAGCUCCGGAAUUGACGAAAGCACUCGCCGACACCCGAAGAAGCCCGCUCACCCGCAGGCUCCGCCAGAUCGAGCUACACGAAAGAGUUCGACUCAAAAUCGACUCUUACACCGGCGAAGAAGACCCCAAGAAGUGGCUAACCGCGUUCAACCUCGCCAUGAGGAGGGAGAAAUACAAAUCUUACGAUGAAAGGGAGGCCAACUACUGUCAAGUAUUCGUCGAGCACAUGGCGAAAGAUGCCUUGACCUGGUUCUCUAACCUCCCCGCCGAGUCGAUCGAUAACUUCGACGACCUAACCAAUGCUUUUCUGAAGCAUUACUCCAUGCACAUGACCCGAAUCACUCGGAACAUGUUCACCACAACGCAAACCCAAGGCGAACCAUUGCGCAGCUUUAUGGAAAGGUUCAAACAAGCAGCUCGCGAUACUGGCGACAUGCCCGAUAGCGUCCCGCUGGAAGCACUCCGCAACGGCCUCUGGUACGACUCCAAGUUUAAGGAGGAUUUGUCACUAAAACCCCCUGCGACUCUGGAGGACGCGUUCCACCGCUCUCGGAACUACAUCUUCCUCGAGGAAGACCAGCGCUUCUACGCCGAGAAACAUGGAGAUAGGAGGGCAACCUCGUCGAAACCCAGAGAGGAACCCAUGGAGGCACGAAGAAGACACGAUCCGAAGAGGUCUCUCCUCAAGCGUUCGCAGCAGCCGACGACGAGUUCGAGCAAGAACACGCAGCGGCCGUUUCGAUGCCACAAGACAUCAACUCGCUCGGAGAUGACAACGAUACCAAAGCUUUCUGCAAGUUCCACGGGAGAACUGGCCACGCCACUGAAAACUGCAAACACCUAA
This is a messenger RNA of Microthlaspi erraticum, 897 nucleotides long. Lineage: Eukaryota; Viridiplantae; Streptophyta; Magnoliopsida; Brassicales; Brassicaceae. The record is from the annotation of a GenBank genome assembly.